AUGAAUAAUGAUAAUACCCAGAAUCCAGCAGUUUCAACUGAAUACACUGGACACGUGGCACAAACAACUGUUGCACGCUAUGCACCGAGUGGAUAUUACAUCGCGUCUGGGGAUGUUCAUGGUAAUGUACGUAUCUGGGAUACAACGCAAGCAGAGCAAAUUCUCAAAAAUGAGGUAAAAGUGAUUGCGGGUAAAAUCAACGACAUUGCAUGGGAUUCUGAAAGUAAAAGAAUAAUCGCGGUUGGUAACGGGAAGGAGAGAUAUGGUCACGCAUUUUCUUUUGAUACGGGCUCAUCAGUUGGUGAAAUCAGCGGGCAUUCCAAGGUCAUCAACAGUGUUGACAUUCGUCAACACCGCCCAUUUCGUGCAGCUACUGCUUCUGAUGACUUCACAGUCGUGUUUUACCAGGGAGCCCCAUAUAAAUUUGCAAAAUCGUUGAAAGAUCACACUGGAUUUGUGCAGGGCGUGAAAUUUUCGCCUGAUGGCGAAAAAUUAGUGAGCGUCGGUUCAGACAAAAAGACCGGCGAAAAAAUAGCGAACCUAUCUGAACAGGUUGGAGAUGAUUUCCACAAAGGUGGUAUAUAUGCCGUUUCCUGGUCACCGGAUAACAAAAAAAUUUUUACAUCGUCCGCAGAUAAAAGUGCCAAAAUUUGGGAUGUGGAAGCUCAAAAAAUCUUACGUACUUUUGAGUUUCCUGAUUCUAUUGAAAAUCAACAAAUUGGUAAUCUAUGGCUAGGCGAAUACCUAGUCAGCUUGUCUCUUUCAGGGGAUCUAAAUUAUUUGGAUGAGAAAUCUUCGUCUCCUGUAAAAGUCAUAAAGAUAAAACGUUGUACACGGGAAGUUACGAUGGUCGAAUUUAUAUCCUUAUAUAUCACCUCAUUUUACGAAGCUGGUGCAGCCACGAUUACUGGCCAAGGUCAUACAAAUCAAGUGAUACAAUUUGCGUCUAAUGGAAAUAAUGUUUAUUCGACUGGAAUGGACGAUACAAUAAGGAAAGUUGAUGCCAAAUCUAAAGCUUAUAGCACAACCGUUGUUCCUACCGGAUCACUUCCAAAAGGCAUCGCAGUAUCAAAAGAUGAUUUCGUAUUUGUUGCGACAAUAAAAGAUGUACAAGUAUUCAAAGACGGAAAACAGAUUUCUAGUCUUGCGGUGUCGUUUACCCCGGGUGCUAUUGCCGUAAAUCACGAUGGUACAGAAGUUGCUGUUGGAGGAGAAGAUAUCAAAGUUCGCCUAUACAAAUUCAGUGAAGAAAAACUAGCAGAACAGAAUCAACUCUCAUCUAAUCGUAGCGCGAUCACCGCGCUUGCUUAUUCACCUGACGGGACAUUACUUGCUUCGGGUGACUCAGAAGGCAAAAUUUAUGUGUACAAUGCCAAAACUGGAGAAGUUAAAAUAUCAAACUGGGGCCGUCACACGGGACGAAUUUAUUCAAUUGCGUGGUCCCCUGACGGUCUUCACGUCGUCAGCGGGUCACUAGACACAAAUAUUUAUGUAUGGAGUGUGGAAAAACCCACUAAAAGCAUUGCUAUUAAAGGAGCACACAAAGAUACCGUAACAGGCGUAACCUUCUUGGACGAUACCACAAUUUCAUCGGUUGGUCAGGAUGCAUCUCUGAAACUUUGGACAAUUGCACAUCACUAA
Messenger RNA from Ambispora gerdemannii, 1641 nucleotides. Lineage: Eukaryota; Fungi; Glomeromycota; Glomeromycetes; Archaeosporales; Ambisporaceae. The record is from the annotation of a GenBank genome assembly.